AUGUUCGUGACAGCAAAUCGUCAACCAAUUGAUUGUCUUUUUAUUGAAAGUCUUCGUUCAAAUGGAUGGCAAAUUUUUAAAACAACAGCAAAUGUUGCUGAAAUUAAUUAUCAACAACAGAAGCCAUUAUUAGUUUUGGUGGAUAUUCGCCUACCUGAUAUUGCAACCUUUACCAAAACAAUGCAUUGCCUUUCAACAUCUGACGAAGUAUUUUUUGCCGCAUUAUCAGACAG
Messenger RNA from Loa loa (African eye worm), 233 nucleotides. RefSeq lists its product as hypothetical. NCBI's taxonomy places the organism in Eukaryota, Metazoa, Nematoda, Chromadorea, Rhabditida, Onchocercidae. The transcript is spliced from 3 exons. The record is from RefSeq and is a predicted model, not a curated record. The annotation marks the transcript as partial.